ACACGACGCGUGCUUAAGGUUCCCCGCCCAGUCUUUUCUUUCAUUUGAAUCCGUAUUUUCGUUCGACGAAUCCAAGUUAGGGUUUUCUUUCCAGGUACCUAAAAAACAGCGACAAUGGCAAGAGCCACCCUGAGCCGUCUAUUCUCAUCGAUCUCCGAGCUCUCCAUCCCCAAACCGUCUUUAAGUAGUGUCACAUCAGAGCCAAUGACUCUGUUCGGAUCCACCUCGGCGAGUCGGUUCAUGUGUUGCUCUGCUCAGCAACCUCAAUUGAACCAUCAAGAAAGAAGCAACGAGGAAAAGCGCGAAGCGGUGAAGGAGGAUCCUGAAAUUGAGAAUAAGGAAAAAGAAGAAGAUGAUGAUGAAGAUGGGGAUCAUGUGAAUAAACAGACGGGUGAGGUCGGGGGGCCCAGAGGCCCUGAGCCCACUCGCUACGGUGAUUGGGAACGCAAUGGUCGCUGCUACGACUUUUGAUUCUUUCUUUUCCUUUUACUUUAUAUAUAUACAUUAAGAAUGUUAAAGAGAAGUGUUGUAAUUGUGAGAAUAAAUUCAAACUUUUAUCUGUGGAAUUUCUGGGGUUACUUUUGCCUCUUAUUAUCUCAA
Messenger RNA from Theobroma umbraticum, 600 nucleotides. Its product is annotated as succinate dehydrogenase assembly factor. Gene Ontology annotation, cellular component: mitochondrion. The record is from RefSeq and is a predicted model, not a curated record. NCBI's taxonomy places the organism in Eukaryota, Viridiplantae, Streptophyta, Magnoliopsida, Malvales, Malvaceae. Gene Ontology annotation, biological process: mitochondrial respiratory chain complex II assembly.